AUGCGUAAUACUGAACGGGUUUGUAAUCUCGUUAAUAAUGAGCUUAAUCAUCAGGUAGAAAGAUUCUGGCAGCAAGAAGAAGUGCAAACAAAGAGGUUGGAGCAUAGAUAUUCAGCUCAAGAGCAAGAGGUUGAAGAAUUCUUACAAACAGUAAAGAGAGGUGCAGACGGUAAAUACAUCGUACAUUUGCCUAAAGAUGACACUAUUAUACUAGGUGACUCAGAAAUCACGGCGAUCAAGAGAUUUCUGGCAAUAGAGAAAAGACUCAGUCAGCAGCCACAAUUAAAUGAUGAAUUCCAUCAGUUUCUGAAAAAGUACAAGGAAUUAAGACACAUGUCAUUAGUUACAUCUUCGGAUUAUAAUACAACGAAGGAAGUAUUCUAUUUACCUCAUCAUCCAGUGAUAAAGAACGAUAGUGUGACAACAAGAUUAAGAGUAGUUUUUGAUGGUUCUUCGAAAUCGUCAACAGGAGCAGCAUUGAAUCAAAAGCUAUUAAGUGGACCUAACCUUCAACAAGAUUUGUGGAGCAUAAUGCUAAGAUUCCGAUUACAUCAGCAUGUAAUAACAGCGGACAUCAAAAUGAUGUUUAGGCAGAUAUGGGUAACGGAGACAGAUAGAGAUUUACAAAGGAUUGUAUGGAGGCAAGAUCCAACAGAAGCUAUUCAAACAUACGCCUUGAAUACCAUAACAUACGGAACAACUUCUGCGCCGUACCUGGCAAUGCGUUGCCUACAACAUCUUGCGACACAGCCGGAAGCAAUCACGAGGCCAGCAGCCGCAGAAGCCUUGAUGCAGGAUUUCUAUAUGGAUGACGUGAUAACAGGUAGUCACACCAUAGAACAGGCAGUCAAAUUAAGAAAAGAAUUAUCGGAAUUGCUGGGAGCUGCAGGAUUUGAACUCAGAAAGUGGAGAGCGAGCGAUAAAAGAAUAUUGGCAAAACUUAGCCCAAGAAAGUGA
Cyphomyrmex costatus is the source of this 957-nucleotide messenger RNA. RefSeq lists its product as uncharacterized. The transcript has a single exon. The record is from RefSeq and is a predicted model, not a curated record. NCBI's taxonomy places the organism in Eukaryota, Metazoa, Arthropoda, Insecta, Hymenoptera, Formicidae. The coding region runs from base 1 to 957 and encodes 318 amino acids.